AAUUGAACAGUCUUUAUGAGCCAAUAAUUUUCUGCUCAACUAAGCCGCAUAAUACACUAGGCUUAACUUUGGUACAACUCGUCCUCUACUUAGUGUAUUUUUAUUUUCAACUAAACUACAAUUAUCUCAGUUACAAGUGUAAAGGUUUAUAGUUUGUUACAACACUCUAUUUCGCGGUAAAACCUCGUACGGUAAGGACAUGAAAUGUAUUCAAUUAUAUUCUUUAUUCGUUCUCUACAUUUCUAUUUAUGAGAGCGAGAUAACUACGAAGUUGGUUGUUUAAUUGUUUAGACCUUAUCCAAAGGAGUAAUCUCAACGAAUAGUUUUCCUUUAAAUAUUUAUAACUUUAUGUGAGUCAUAAUUUAUAUUUAUUACUUUAUAUAUUCUUUCAGAUUAUUUGUUGAUUAUAGAAGGCUAAAGUGAAGUAUAAUGCCAAGCAAACCUAUAAACGUACGCGUUACAACGAUCGAUGCUGAACUUGAGUUCGCUAUACAGUCGAAUACGACUGGAAAGCAAUUGUUCGAGCAAGUCGUUAAAACUAUAGGACUAAGAGAAACAUGGUUUUUUGGUUUAAUGUAUACAGAUUCUAAAGGUCUCACUACCUGGCUAAAAUUAAACAAGAAAGUUGUUAAUCAGGAUGUUCGUAAAGAGACUCCGUUACAAUUCAAAUUUAGAGCUAAAUUCUACCCUGAAGAUGUUGCUGAAGAACUCAUCCAAGAGGUAACGCAACGCCUCUUCUACCUGCAGGUUAAGGACAUGAUAUUGAGUAGCGAAAUUUAUUGUCCACCAGAAACUAGCGUGCUUUUAGCAUCAUAUGCGAUGCAGUCAAAGUAUGGAGAUUAUACAGCUGGAGUUGAUCUUAGCAAAGAUCGGUUGCUACCAGAUAGAGUUCAUGAUCAACACAGUUUGACAAAAGAACAAUGGCAAGAGAGAAUAAUAACUUGGUGGCAGGAGCAUACUGCUAUGAUGAAGGAAGACGCUCAAAUGGAGUAUUUGAAGAUUGCCCAAGAUUUAGAAAUGUAUGGUGUCAAUUAUUUUUCUAUUAAAAACAAAAAGGGCUCGGAUCUCUUUUUGGGUGUGGACGCUCUGGGCUUGAAUGUAUAUGAUACUGAAGAUAAACUUACUCCAAAGAUUGGCUUUCCAUGGUCGGAAAUUCGUAACAUAUCUUUCAACGAUAAGAAAUUUGUUAUCAAGCCUAUCGAUAGGAAAUCUCCCGAUUUUGUCUUCCAUGCUCCCCGCCUACGCAUUAAUAAAAGAAUUCUGGCUCUCUGCAUGGGAAAUCAUGAGUUGUACAUGCGCAGGCGUAAACCUGAUACAAUUGAAGUUCAGCAAAUGAAAGCUCAAGCACGAGAAGAUAAACAGGCAAAGCAAGAACAGCAAUUGAACUUGAAGAGAGAGCAACAGGCUAGAGAAGAAGCUGAAAGGAAGAGGAAAGAGCUGGAAGAUAGGCUGCUUAAAUUCGAGGAAGAGAUGGAAAGAGCUCAGAGUGAUUUAGUUACAUCCCAACGCCUAGCUCAAGAGCUCGAAGAAAGGGCAAGGAAGGCCGCAGAAGAGGCGGAAGAAUUAGCCGAAGCAAGACGAUUAGCCGAGAGCGCUGCCAAAGCCGAGGAAGAGGCCAGAUUAGCGGAAAAAGAAGAGCGUGAAAGGCUGCGUCAAGAGGCGGAGGAGAGACUAAGGGAAUUGGAGGCUGCAGAGACUAGGGAAAGAGAAAGGCAGGAGGAGAGAGAUCGAUUACAAGCUGAACUUGCAGAGGCCCAAGUUGCAAUGGAGGAGAACCAGAAGAGAUUGCAAGAAGCUAUGCAGGCCCAACGACACGUGCCGGUUGUUACUGAAGUUAACCACAUGGAAUUUGACGAGGAUGAAUCGUAUCAAGGCUCCGAUUUACAGAUUAUUGAAGAUGCAGCAAGACCAGAGGAAGACCGAAUCACCGCUACCGAAAAGAAUCAACGACUUCAAACACAAUUGAAGUCAUUGGCUACUGAUCUUCAAGCGUCAAAGGAUUUGACAAAAGUGACCAGAGAAGACGUCAUCUACCGUGAAAAUAUGCGGGAAGGACGAGAUAAGUAUAAAACAUUGAAGCAAAUACGCCAGGGCAAUACGAAACACCGAGUGGAUCAAUUUGAAGCUAUGUAG
Dimorphilus gyrociliatus is the source of this 2133-nucleotide messenger RNA. The record is from the annotation of a GenBank genome assembly. NCBI's taxonomy places the organism in Eukaryota, Metazoa, Annelida, Polychaeta, Dinophilidae.